This is a messenger RNA of Paecilomyces variotii, 1328 nucleotides long. Its product is annotated as HNH endonuclease-domain-containing protein. The coding region runs from base 192 to 1109 and encodes 305 amino acids. NCBI's taxonomy places the organism in Eukaryota, Fungi, Ascomycota, Eurotiomycetes, Eurotiales, Thermoascaceae. The transcript is spliced from 2 exons. The record is from RefSeq and is a predicted model, not a curated record.
AUAUGAUCUCAUAAUAUCUACUGACCUCAGGUUUUAGAUUAUUGAGGACUUAUAUUUAUCUCACUUUAUCGUCUCCACUUUAACCUUACACAAUCUCAAAGUUUGGAUGGAGAAGUGCCCAAUGAGGUUAACAGGCUUGGACAGACAAAGGAUAUUGUCUCUCCAAGCCUUCACCCUGCCGCUCUCCCAGGAUGAGCGACCGUUCCCCUGCUAGAAAUGUUUUCAUCGAGUUAGCAUCGGAACCGGGCACCAUUCAAGCUGGACUAUGUGCUGCAAGGAACUUGACAAGAGCACAGUUUCUGGAUAUGCUUCGAGUGCUCUUUGUACCACCGAACGCAUUUCAUGUCUGUGAAUGGGGGUCUACCACCCCCAUAUCUCCAACCUCACAAGUCCUUCGUCAUGGUCGGUACGUCGUACAUCCAAGUAUCGAGGGACAGGAAGUCAGCGUCAGCAAUGAACGUUACUUCCCAAGAACUAUGUCAUUGGAAAGUACGGCCAGCACGGAGAGAUUCAGGGACCAAGUGAGACACCGUGACCGACGGUGCGUAAUUACCCAUAACCGGGCUCUAGACGCGCCAUAUGAUAGUUGGACUGGAUUUCAAGCGGCGCAUAUAUACCCUCGGUCCCUAUCUGAGUUGUUCACUGUCCACGGAUUUGCAAACAAGCUCACCUAUGACAUUUCCGAGGACGUAAAUUCCCCUCAAAACGGUAUCCUGCUGCGUCAAGACAUCCAUGCACUUUGGGAUAGUUAUGAAAUCGCCGUGAAUCCGAACGCUGGUUACAGAGUUCACGCAUUUCGGCCAAGCACAUGGGAGUUCCACAAUAGAGUCAUGCAUGUGUGUUGCCGGCAGCAGAAUCACCCCCAAAGGGUCGUUGAUCUCUUUCUACGAUGGCAUUUUGAGCAAGCAGUGCUGUGCAAUAUGCGCGGUGCUGGUGAGCCCAUGUGGGAGUUCGAUUUCCCACCAGGCUCAGACAUGGUAGGCGAGAUCCUCCGAGGCCCUCUUCCCGCACAACGAAUGGAGGUAGAAUUGUUCGAACGGUUGCAUGGCUACGACGGCGCAAGAUCCGAGGAGGAUUCGGACAAGGAUGAGGAUGACGAUAGAGAAUGAAUACUGUGGAAAGCGUGCAAGUGUACCAAGUAUCCUCUACAGCGGAACCUGCCAUGAUCCUUUCGGGUCACUUGGCUUACGGUUCGUGGGAUCUAUGGUUGGUCAAGUGAACAGGACAUUCGUGGAGACAUAGGACCCAAUAAAUAGGAAAUACUGGUCUACAUCCUUGCAUAUCCAUUUUGUAAGUAGAUAGAUAAUCUAGGCAAAAGCAUCUUGGGG